AUGGGUGACGCUUACGAACGAGAGCAACAAAACAAUGCGCUCCUCAACUCUCUCUCAUCCAAAGUCUCCGCCCUUCGCCAUGUAACGAUCGAUAUUCAUGAUAAUGCUCGGGAUCAAGACUCGCUCGAUCACUCGAACGAAGUUUUCUCAUCCUUCUCCACGAACUUGAAAGGCAGCGCCUCCCGGUUGACAAGAAUGGCGAAACAAGGCGACACCGUCGCGGUACUCAAGAUCGCAGGCAUGGUCAUUGGAGCAGGUGUCCUGCUUUACAUUAUCUUGGGCUGGAUAUUUUAA
Molecule: messenger RNA, 294 nt
Organism: Penicillium angulare
Lineage: Eukaryota; Fungi; Ascomycota; Eurotiomycetes; Eurotiales; Aspergillaceae
Product: SNARE domain- containing protein
Exons: 3
Coding region: 1-294 (97 amino acids)
Biological process (GO): intra-Golgi vesicle-mediated transport
Source: RefSeq, a predicted model, not a curated record